CAAAGCAAACUGCACACCAACUCACACAUACCAAGUUCAUCAUGUCGCAACAAAAGUUGAAGCCUACCUUUGACGAUGUCAUGGGUUGCCAGACCGCAGUCUACGAGUGGGCAGAUAGCUACGACAGCAAGGACUGGGACCGCCUGCGCAAGUGCAUCGCCCCAACAUUGAGGAUCGACUACCGUUCUUUCUUGGACAAGAUCUGGGAGACCAUGCCCGCAGAGGAGUUCGUCACAAUGGCCUCCGACCCCGCCGUUCUCGGCAACCCUCUCCUCAAGACACAACACUUCAUCGGUGGCACACGGUGGGAGAAGACUGCGGAGGACGAGAUCACCGGAUACCACCAGCUGCGCGUUCCUCACCAGAGGUACACGGAUGAGACCCGCUCGACUGUUGCAGUAAAGGGCCACGCACACAGCGCAAACACACACUGGUACAAGAAGGUCGACGGCGAAUGGAAGUUCGCUGGUCUCAACCCAGAUAUCAGGUGGUUCGAGUACGACUUCGACAAGGUCUUUGCGGAGGGAAGGGAUUCGUUCGGUGAGCAAGAGGAGAAGAACCUGGCGCAGGCGGCCAACGGCAUCCCAGCAGAGCAGAUCUCAGGGAGCAAUCUCAACUAGGGUAGAGUCUGAGGGGUAAAUCUUCGAGUUCCAGUCGUCCGGUUAGCGUUAUGUGAGGGGGGUAUUCGAUAUGAGGAUACCACGAAAUAACAUGUUUUCUCCACUGCA
Messenger RNA from Macroventuria anomochaeta, 728 nucleotides. RefSeq names its product conidial pigment biosynthesis scytalone dehydratase-like protein Arp1. The transcript has 2 exons. Gene Ontology annotation, biological process: melanin metabolic process. The record is from RefSeq and is a predicted model, not a curated record. Bases 42 to 620 code for a protein of 192 amino acids. NCBI's taxonomy places the organism in Eukaryota, Fungi, Ascomycota, Dothideomycetes, Pleosporales, Didymellaceae. Gene Ontology annotation, molecular function: scytalone dehydratase activity.